AUGUUUCGUCUAGCUACAAUAACAGUAGUAACAUUCUUUAUAUGCCAAGCUCAAAGUGCGCGUAUUUUAGCUGUCUUUCCCAUGCCAUCUAUAAGCCAUGCUUUAGUCUUCCGUCCAUUAUAUCUUGAGUUAGCCAAACGUGGUCAUGAACUAAUAGUGAUUACUCCAGAUCCUGCCUUCCCGAAAAACGCCAGCAUACCGAACCUAACAGAAAUCGAUGUUCACGACCUGUCUUAUUCACUCUGGAAGAAAUAUUUGCUCAAACAAAUUACUUUUGGACACGCCGGCGAGUAUUUCAAUCAGAUAGAAAAAAUGCUUCGAGCGAUGUCCAUUGUGUUCAAACACCAAAUUCAAACUCCAGAAGUGAGGAAGAUGAUUGAAGAUAAUAAGGGUAAAAUCGAUUUGCUCCUGUUGGAAGCACCUGCGAAGGCUUGCUUUGGAUUGACACAUAUUUUUAAAGUACCAGUGAUCUCUAUAAGUACAUUAGGCUUCGUAUUGGAUUACGGUGACUUAUUUGGAACACUAACACAUCCGCUACUAUUUCCCGUAUCGAGAAGUAUUAAGCAUAAUAAUUUUAGUUUCUGGGAUAAAAUUAAAGAAAUGUACGUUCACUGGAAAAUGAUGAAACUCCUGGCUGAACUUGAAAUUGAUGAUGACAAAUUGUUGAAAGAAAUCAUUGAUCCUAAUAUUCCGCCUUUAUCAGAGCUAAACAACAAUAUAGACUUGCUAUUUGUUAAUUUACGCGAUGUUUGGGAUACCAAUCGCCCCGUUCCUCCAAACGUGGUAUACAUAGGAGGUGUACACUCGAAACCUCCGAAAACUCUACCUCAGGAUCUAGAAACCUAUUUGAACUCUUCAAAGCACGGCGUGAUAUAUUUUAGCCUAGGCACAAACGCAGUUCCAUCUGCACUAAGAACGGAAUUAAUAAAAUCAUUUAUAAACGUUUUCUCAAAGAUCCCGUAUGAUGUUCUGUGGAAAUGGGACACUGAUAAACUACCGAAGAUGCCAAGUAACGUCAAAGUGUUCAAAUGGCUUCCACAAUCAGAUCUUUUACAUCAUCCAAAAAUAAAGCUUUUCAUCACCCAAGGCGGUCUGCAGUCUACCGAUGAAGCUAUCGAAGCUGGUGUACCAAUGAUCGGAAUACCAAUGCUCAGUGACCAAUGGUUCAACGUGGAAAAAUACGUUCAUUUCAAAAUAGGUGUGAGACUCGACAUGGAAGCCAUAACAGAAGAAAGGCUAAUGAAGGCAAUAAAUAAUGUUAUUGAAGAUAACAGUUACCGAGAAAAUAUCAAAAAGUUGCGAACGAUAUUCAACGAUAAGCCACAAGAACCGCUGGAGAGGGCUGUGUGGUGGGUGGAAUAUUUGCUGAGGCAUGGAAGCGCCAAGCAUCUGCGGUCUCCUUCUGCAAAUGUGCCCUUGACAAGAUACUACGAAAUUGACUUAGUUGUGAUCAUGCUUGUAGUAUUAGUCGUAGUUUUCGUAAUAGUUUUAAUGGCACUCAAAUCAAUUUUAAGCUUUUUCGAGGAGUCACGGUUAAGGUUAAAGGUUAACUCUGUGGUCAAGCUAAAAAUAAUGUUACGCGUAUUCGUUACAAUAUCAGCCUUCACGUUUUUAAUAUACCAAGUUAACACUGCGCGAAUAUUAGCGGUGUUUCCUGUGCCGUCUAUAAGCCAUCAAGUCGUAUUUCGUCCUUUAUGUCAUGAAUUGGCGAGACGUGGCCACGAAGUUAUAAUAGUCACUCCCGAUCCAGCAUUCCCAAAAAACCUACCAAAUUUAACAGAAAUCGACGUACACGACCUAUCUUAUACGCUAUGGAAGGAUUACUGGGUCUCCAAAAUCAAUAUAGGCCAAGUGGAUGAUUAUUUUAAUCAAAUGCAAAAAGCGUUGGAGGUAGUGCCCAUGAUAUUCAAAUAUCAAAUGCAAACAAAAGAAGUUAAACAAAUGAUAAAAGAGAAUAAGAAUAAAAUUGAUUUGCUGCUGAUAGAGUCACCGGCGAAAGUCGCGCUCGGCUUGUCCCACGUCUUCAAAGUUCCAGUUAUCUCUAUAUGCUCAUUAGGUCUAGUUUGGGACAAUGAUUAUGUGAUCGGCACACCCACACACCCCAUUCUGUUCCCUGGGGUCACGAGCUUCAAACAAAACGAUUUAAGUUACUGGGAUAAAAUAAAAGAAAUAUACGUUUAUUGGAAGUUGUCAAGACUAAUCGAGGAAGCCGAGAAAGAAGAUGACAAAAUGCUGCGGGAUUUGUUCGAUCCGAAUAUACCACCACUCGCAGAGCUGAACAAUAACAUUGACAUGAUGUUUUUAAAUAAUCAUGACGUUUGGGACACUAAUCGCCCGGUUCCACCCAAUCUAGUUUACAUUGGAGGAAUACACUUGAAUCCUCCGAAGGAUUUACCCAAGGACUUAGAAACUUAUCUCGACUCUUCAAAGAACGGCGUCAUAUAUUUCAGUCUCGGUACGAAUGCCGUUCCUUCAGCGCUGCAGAGCGAUAUCAUACAAUCGUUCAUAAACGUCUUCUCGAGGCUACCUUAUGAUAUCCUUUGGAAGUGGGAUGAAGAGGAACUACCGGGAAAGCCGUCGAAUGUCAAAAUUUUCAAAUGGCUACCUCAGUCAGAUCUUUUGCGUCAUCCAAAAAUCAAGCUAUUCAUAACCCAGGGAGGUCUGCAGUCCACGGACGAAGCUAUUGAAGCUGGCGUUCCAUUGAUCGGUAUUCCUAUGCUUGGUGACCAGUGGUUCAACGUAGAAAAAUACGUGCAGCUGAAAAUUGGCGUCAGACUCGAUAUGGAAACUAUUACUGAGGAACGACUAAUGGAUGCAAUAACAACUGUCGUUGAUGAUAAAAGUUACCGUGACAACAUCCAGAAGUUACGGUCGAUCAUAAACGACAAACCCCAAAAACCACUAGAAAGAGCUGUUUGGUGGGUCGAGUAUACACUGCGGCAUGGAGGAGCGAAGCAUCUUAGGACUCCCAGCGCCAAUAUGCCUUGGACAAAAUACUAUGAGAUGGACUUGGUACUACUACUACUUACAGCUGCAUCGGUAGCUAUAGCACUUAUAGUGGUCGCAAUAAAGACUAUUUUAAAGCUGUUCGAUAGACCAGUAAAAUCUAAAAAGGCCUAAUUUGCCAUUUGUAUCAUUUUAUUCAUUGGAAAGUAGAAUAAAGUGUAUUUUUUUAUUAUUAUUUUA
Messenger RNA from Aricia agestis (brown argus), 3186 nucleotides. RefSeq lists its product as uncharacterized. Gene Ontology annotation, molecular function: UDP-glycosyltransferase activity. Lineage: Eukaryota; Metazoa; Arthropoda; Insecta; Lepidoptera; Lycaenidae. The transcript is spliced from 8 exons. The coding region runs from base 1 to 3120 and encodes 1039 amino acids. The record is from RefSeq and is a predicted model, not a curated record.